Oryzias latipes (Japanese medaka) is the source of this 2212-nucleotide messenger RNA. It is a transcript of the gene ccdc28b, whose product is annotated as coiled-coil domain containing 28B. The record is from RefSeq and is a predicted model, not a curated record. NCBI's taxonomy places the organism in Eukaryota, Metazoa, Chordata, Actinopteri, Beloniformes, Adrianichthyidae.
GAUGUACCUGGUAGACUACGGGAGUAAAUCGUUAAAAAGGUUGGAUUAUGAACAUCUGCCAAACUGGCUCUAAAAGAUGAAAAGCCUGGAGGAAACAGUGCCCUCGUGUGGUGUGAUGGUGGCAUUGUAGCCUCCUGUCCUCCUGGGGUGUACUGGCCCUUUAAGAGAGAGACAGACAACAGCCGAGCGCGUCGAUGCCGCGCGUUACAUUUCAACGCGAAUUUACGCAGCGGCUGUUGCUAAGGUUAUUUAAUUUUGCUGAGAUUUACACAUGUUCACCUGUGUACUUAAAGGUUUUACAUAGCGGUGGAGACAGGUGGCGCCGUGCUCUGCAGGCUGGCUCUCUGGAGCGUAAUUGAUUCGAAGAGAGCUUCAGUUUAAAAGAAAAAACAAGCAAUCAAUGGAGGACAAACGCAAGAAGCGCAGCCCUAAGGUGUCUCUUCCUCAGCCUCCUCCUCCUCCCAUCAACCCCAGGAAGCUCUCCGUUCUGCCCGCCAGCAAAAGUGCCACCUUCUCCCUUGGCCUGCCGCAGCCACCCUCCCCCAAGAACAGAAACAAGUAUAAAAGAUCGAUAGGAGCUCCAGGACAGCCAAAGGAGGCUUUCACAACCGUCGCAGCUCCGCCUAAAAUCACCAGACCUCACAGGGAGAAGCCCAGGGCCCCACAGCCAGCAGGGCCCAGCAAAGUUGUCCAGUCUUCUCCCCUGCAGCACUCUUUCCUUACAGACGUUUCCGAUGUGAGAGAGAUGGAGGGAGGCCUCCUCAACCUUCUCAACGACUUUCACUCAGGCAAAUUGCAAGCUUUCGGAAAAGUCUGCUCGUUUGAGCAGCUGGAGCACGUGCGGGAGAUGCAGGAGAAGCUGGCCAGACUGCACUUCAACCUCGACAGCCACGUGGAAGAGCUUUCCGAGGACCAGAGGAAAUGCGCCUCUGACCACAACCUGGAACACCUGCUUUCUAAUCUGGAGGAGCUCAGCACCUCCAUACAAAAACUCCACUUGGCUGAGAACCAGGACCUGCCAAAGAACUCUGGUCCAUGACAUGUCCAACUUUAAACCAGCUUAGUGUGGCAUUGAUAAAGCAGAGGGGUGGAAAAGAUCUAUUUCUUCUCUUUCAGAGCACUGCAGUGACUAAAAGCCAUACGACCUUAAAUCCACCCUUAACCCAAAUGAUAAAACCAUUUCAUCAACAGCACAAAAGUGACCCGAUUGUUAGUUUUGGACUGAGAUAAAACUAGAUUUCCAAGCAGUUUCUGUGCAUCAAAAACCAUCAACAAGCAGCUUUAGCUCUCAGAAUACCCCUGCCCCUAAAAGAAAAAAGAAAAGCCCACUUCAUAAUAUUCAUGUGCUAUGAAUAUUCCGUGUUUUCUUAUAGAUAGAUCUUUGUCAAAAAGUUUAAAAGUGCUUCUAUAAUUAAGUUUUCUCCCCAAUAAGACAAAACCACUGUGUUUUUAAGAGAUUUCUAACUCUAAAAUCUAUUUCUCAUUUUUCUACAUUUGCUAUAAGACAAUAUUAAGCAGGGGUAACGAUUAUUGUUGUUUCCAUGUUAAGCAUUUACUCUCUGGAAUGAGGCCCAGUGCAAAUGAAAUGCUUUAAAACCACAAACUCUCAGCUAAUCUGUUCUGUUAUUUAUAGUAUAUGUGUGUGUUUUUUUUUUUUGUAUUGGAAGAACACAAGCAGCUCUGCAGCUAGGCAUAACUAUUUGUGCGAUUUACAAAAAGAAUGGCAGCUGCUUCUAUAGAUUAUUAUAGAUGAAGAUUGUUUUAUACAUACACGGCCUAUUACACUAUUAGUUUGUGAUAGUGAUUGUGGAAAAAAUGCUUUCAGAAUUUGCCAUUUUUAUGUUUGUCUUUUUCUGUUUUAUUGUGAGAUUUCAUAUUUUUAGUGGAACAUAUUGCUUUAGAACAUGGAUAUUGGUUGGUUGUGUAUUGAUUAGUGUUUAAGCACAAGGAGAAACAAAUUUAGAAAGGUGCCAUUUGUGUUGGAAAGAUGUUAUUCAAGGAAACCGCUUCCCUCUUUAUUUAGCACUUUUUAAAUGAAGAGCUAAUGCACUAAAACUUUAUUUAAAAUUUUAAUUGGUAGAAACACAAACUGCUUUCUGGUUUAAUAAAAUAUAGAAAAAUAUUCUAGCUUGCUGAAAGUUAUUAACAUCUUUUUCGGUGGUUUGAGAAAAAGCCUCUGCCAAUAAAUAAAUAAAUUUCUAGGAAAGUGUGA